AUGGCAUCCAACCUCGAUUCCUGGAACGGCUUCGUUGAUGAACCCCAUAUCCCGACAGCUCAACCUAUCCUCACUAAAGCCUUCAUCGAGGCCGACUACACAUGUAUGAUGAGCCAAGACAUCAUCUCCUAUUUGGAGCCUAUCUGGGAAUAUAGUUCCAUACCCACCUUCGUACCCGCCAUACCCAUGGAGGUAGCUGCUGGCCACCGUUACUGGCUGCCAAACGGUCUUCUAGCUGAAGAGUGGAUGAUGCUCUUCAUAUUCGUCCCUCGGCUGUAUGACCUCGCCCCACCCGAAGUAAGGACGGCGUUUGAGAAACAGGUCUACAACGUUGCCGGACAUUGGCCUAGCUUUGCAGAGAUCAUGGAAAGAGGAAACCACGCUUCUAUGCCUCUUGAUAUGUUUUCGGCUACGCAGAUGGCAGGAAAUUCUUUCCAAUAUGGCUAUUCCCAGCCUGGAGGGGCACGCUUUGCGGGUCCAGAGACAGCCAGUCUGAUCACAGACCCGCUCCCGAUUCCAUCCUCAGGGUUUGGACCUCUUUCGUUUGCUCAGUCGUUUACAGCUCCUGCAAAUUUGGGUGUCCAGCAAUCCUCAUCCCUGACCAUCACACCCCAGCCGUUACAGCUCAUUCAGCCCUUCCAGCCCAGCCAGCCCAGCCAGCAGAUACCUCAAGGAAAUCUACAGUUGCCAGUGGCCUCAACUACAGGCCCUCAACCAGGUACAUCGACUGCGCCUAGCGUAUCGAGUUUUCCUUUGCAGUCUGUUCCCGAUGGUACAGCUGCAUCUGAGCAGAAUCCAGCGGCUCCGCCAAUAUUCACCCAACUACUCCAGGCAAGGGGUAUCACUGCCCCUGGGUUCCGACCGGGAAGUAGAACUCCAACCGACAACGGGAACAAAGCCUGGAGUGCUGAGCGUAUUCGGGCCUUUGUCGAGAUCCAGAAUAAAAGCAUCCAGGAGCUGCCAAGUAGUGCAUUCUCUGAACUCGGGACUGAGAUGUCUAACUUCCGCACGCCUGAAUCAAUCGACGUGACCUGCUGUCCUUUCGAAACAUCGCUCGAGGAGAACUUUACAAACUAUGCACACGAUCUCCAAACACCAGGGAUCUUUGGUCGAUCGAAAAUCGGGCAUCACUUCGCAAAGGCCAAGAAUUGGGGUGAAAGCCAUCCUGGCCAUGUUCCCACUGCCUCUUUGCGCCAUACUAGCACAGACAGCGGGGCGCGUGGCUCUAGCAAGGACCUACAUGACUACUUCCUCUAUAGUAUGGGUGAUGGAGUGGUCCGACCACCUCGCGGACGUAAGGCGCAGAUGUUAACGCUAGUCAUCGAACACGUUCGAGGCAUCACAAACGAUCGAAACGUUCGGCUGAGCCAGGCUGCUACGUAUGCGCAGAGAUAUAAUAUCACCGUGCCGGCACAUCAUCAGAUGAACUUCCAAAACCUGGCAUUCGAGGACCAGCUGCCGUCAGAAGCGUUCCUUAACAUAAUUAGGAACGAUUACCGCACCAAGUUCAAUGGUCAAGACCCAUAA
Alternaria arborescens is the source of this 1527-nucleotide messenger RNA. RefSeq lists its product as hypothetical. The coding region runs from base 1 to 1527 and encodes 508 amino acids. The record is from RefSeq and is a predicted model, not a curated record. NCBI's taxonomy places the organism in Eukaryota, Fungi, Ascomycota, Dothideomycetes, Pleosporales, Pleosporaceae. The transcript has 2 exons.